Messenger RNA from Acyrthosiphon pisum (pea aphid), 977 nucleotides. RefSeq lists its product as uncharacterized. Bases 306 to 875 code for a protein of 189 amino acids. The transcript has 3 exons. The record is from RefSeq and is a predicted model, not a curated record. Lineage: Eukaryota; Metazoa; Arthropoda; Insecta; Hemiptera; Aphididae.
UUCCUAUCGGUUAUCCAAAAUCCAAAUAAAUCGGGCAUCGGCCAUCAUGAUUAUUUCGGCGAUAUGGUCGGUGUGGUUGUGAAUGGUGAUUGUAUACAAAAUACAUUUAUGAAUGCGCGAGUGUGCUGUAUGUUUGUUGCAUGUUCAUUAUACUUUUUGUCAAAAAUCCAGUAAAAUUCGACUUUACAAUUUUUGCGGUUAACGCAAACCAAUAAUCCAUUCGACCGUGGACGUCUGGUUCACGAGUCACGACUAGUCCAGUUUUGUCGUGAUUAAGAUAAACGGUGGACGAUAACCGUGCGGACAUGGAUGACAAAAUCGAACUCAAAACCGAGCAUUCGUUGCCGGCCAAGACUGAACCAACAGACGACGAGAUGGCUUUGUCACUGGCCAGCGACGAGACACUGUGUCUAGCCAACAACGGAAUGGCGUUGAACUGCGAUCAGUUGUCAGUCAACUCAGUCAGUGAAUUUAAUAACAUCAAUCAUUCCGAUAUACAACAGCCCGCCAAAGACAAUAUAGUCACCAGCUCUCAGUAUCUCACUGCCCAAACUGCCGGUACAGACAUCAGUGAAAGAUCAUGGGAUUCUCAUAUCAUUACUCCUCCUACAUUGUUUCAAACAAGUUCUGAAAUUGUAUUACACGGUCCUCUCAAAGAAGUCCACGGUUCAACAUCUGAAAGCACUGCAAUUGAUUCUGAUAGAGAAAUCCAACUGUUUACAGAAGAUAAGGAAAAAUCCGUUGACAAUUUAUAUCCUGAAUAUGAUUACAUAUUUUGUAUUGCGGCUAUAAGUAGGACAACACCAAACAGUUCUAAACUGCUUGCGGUAUGUUAUACAAUUUUUUGCCUCUACUUUAAUUACUUCUCAUGUUAAUUUUUAUUUAAAAUAAUUUUGUAACAUGUUCAAUGUGUACCCUGUUAAGUAUAAGAUAUCAAGGGCAAGUGUUAACUGAGAACACAUACAUGAUCUGUAUGG